Messenger RNA from Podospora bellae-mahoneyi, 3682 nucleotides. RefSeq names its product Transcription elongation factor SPT4 (gene TRF2). Gene Ontology annotation, molecular function: DNA-binding transcription factor activity, RNA polymerase II-specific; RNA polymerase II cis-regulatory region sequence-specific DNA binding. The transcript has 3 exons. Gene Ontology annotation, biological process: regulation of transcription by RNA polymerase II; cell differentiation. The record is from RefSeq and is a predicted model, not a curated record. The coding region runs from base 972 to 2801 and encodes 609 amino acids. Lineage: Eukaryota; Fungi; Ascomycota; Sordariomycetes; Sordariales; Podosporaceae.
AGAAUGCCCUGGCACUUGGAUGCGGCGUGGGUGGGUGUUGUAGGUGUGGUCACCCUCAUCAGGUCCGAUGAUGGGUGUGAGUGAGCUCUUGGUUUGUGGUGCGGUGGGUGCACAGUUGGCGCGCGCACUGUACGGCUGCAGCUGGUGUCCCGCGAUUGGCUGGACAGUCGCUCUGGGGAGCGCUUGACGGGCGAUGGGCCGCCAGACCCGCCCAGUGCGUGGGAGUGGGACGCUGGGCCUCUCUCUCUUCCCUCGCUUUUUUUGCUUUUCCUUCUUGAAGCCCCAUGUCCCCGUGCUGCUGUUUUUUCCCCCAGUCUCUCUUUUUGUCAACCUCAAUCGUCCACAUCACCACGUCGCUCGCUCGGCAGCCCAUCCUUUCCUCCUUCCCUCCUUCCCCCCCCACUUCUUGCUUUGCUUCUCACCACAGUCACUCUCUUUAGAAUAAACUAAUUCAAUUGUAUUGCGACCCGUUCACUCCUUCCGGGUCCCAUUUUUGCCUACGCAGCCCCAACACCAUAGCCCUAGCCCUCGCCCUCGCCCUCGCCGACGACGAUCUCGAUCAUCGCCGCCGACUGACUAGUACUACUACUACCUACGACCUAACGCGAUCGCAUAUUAUUAUUACCACCUUCUCCUGCUCCAGCUUCUUGGUUCGGGACCGACGCUCCUUUGCAAACUGCUUUUUUCCCAUCAUAGUUUUCCAGCAUUUAUUUGUCGAGUCGCGACAACAAUCUACACUUACCUCCCUACCAGACAACCGAGCUACGAUUUGAAAAACAUCGCACCCAUCUCGACACAUCCGCCUAGGCGGAGUGAUAUCUGCGCAACAAUCUAGGUGGAAUUGAAUCUGGACGACAUCACCGCGACCGUUGCCUAAUCGCGACAUUUUAUUUACCCUUAUUAAUUGGUGAUACCCCUUGGACGAUAAAACAACACAAAAAGAAGAAUUCAGCAAGAUCACCGGGCCCGAAAUGGCUACCGACGUGGUCAAGCAAGAGGAGGGCCUGACCCUCCACACUCCUCAGCUCUCGACUUCGCCAUGCUCCACCAAAUCCUCAUUGCCAGCAUCUAAUGCCACCACUCCCACCAAGGACAUGAAGAUGGAGACGAAGCCCGGGCAAAGCGCUUCGCGGCGCCCGCCCCGCAAGAGCACUCUCACCCAGCAGCAGAAGAACCAAAAACGACAGCGUGCCACUCAAGAUCAAUUAACCACGCUCGAGAUUGAGUUCAACAAGAAUCCCACACCCACAGCUACCGUUCGUGAGAGGAUAGCGGAGGAAAUCAACAUGACCGAGAGGUCUGUUCAGAUCUGGUUCCAGAACCGACGUGCCAAAAUCAAGAUGCUCGCAAAGAAGAGCCUCGAAAGCGGCGAGGAGUUGGAUACCAUGAUUCCUGAAUCUAUGCGCCAAUAUCUUGCCAUGCAAGCCAUGGAAUCCGGAAAGAGCAUCCCUGGCUUCUUCGGUCGCCCGGGUCCGUUCCCCUAUGGACACCAGGGCAUGAUGGGCGCCGAGCAGGGUGGCCAGGGCAAAGUUUUGAUUCAUCAUCUCAACUGCCGCUCGCUCACCAUCGGAAGAUGGACCCGUGUUGGGCAGAAUGCGAUGGAUCUCAUCGUUUUCUACUCCCCUGACAAGUGCACCAUGACCUACUACAUCAACAACGAGCAGGCUGGCUACAAGAUCGAGUACCCAUUCUCCUACAUCAAGAACAUCUACCUCAACAACUCGGAUGAUCACCACGCUGGAAUCACGAUUGAGCUGCUCGAGGCUCCCUUCUUCUACAUGGAUUCGGCGACCACCUCGACCUUCAUCCAGGUGAAUGACUUCACUGAAGACCUGCAAGCUUCUCGCUGCAUGACCCACCACCUCGGUGGUAACCCCAAGGCUUUGAGCGGUCAAUUGGCCAAAUUGGUCAGCCUGGAGUCGUUCAUGCACCGUCAUACCGCGCCGCCUCCUCCUCCCCCGAUGUUUGACCAGCUCCACACGCUCUCCAUGUCUGCCCCCGUGUCACCCCAAGCCAGACCCUCUUCUCAGCCAAACUUUGCUCAGCCGCAUGUGGGCAUGUUCCAGGAAACCCAGUGGGGAAUUGCUGCUCAACAUCACACCAUGAUGAUGCGUGGGCCAGGCCACAAGAGACAGCGUAGUCGCAGUGUGCCAGGUCCCAUCGACUUCCAGACCAUGCAGCUUUUGCAAAACCCCCCGAGCUUCCACAUCACUCAGCCAGAGGGCCAGCCACACACGCAGAAUCCACACAUCUUCAGCCCAAUUCCCCAGCAGCCCAACAUGCUUGGUCCGAUCGGGCCAAAUCUGCGGAUCGACACCCGUGCUGGUUUCGGCAGUCUGGACAUGCGCCAGUAUCCUCUCUCCGCGACAACAGCCCCCUCGCCAUCAGAGUUCUCGAGCCCCAACUACUUUGCCUCGCAAGCUCCAGAGCCCAACGGUCUUCCUGCUGGCAGCUUCACGCCAUAUAGCGGUACUUUCUCGCCCAUGGUGAAUCCUGCCAGCCUGGGUGUUCCUCCGCCUUCCAUCUCGCCGCUCUCAUUCAACCAUCCCGACCCGGCCAUUGUCGGCGAAUCUCCUCCCAUGUCGAUGCCGCCAAUGUGCGAUGGUUCGGCCAUUUCCGAUGACGGCAGUAUGAAUGACAUGUACCCAGGCAACAAGCACACCAUGACGUUGCCGCUUCACCCACAUUCGCCCUUCAUGGAGCAGAGCCAGAGCGAGAUAGAGCUGAACCAGUACAUGGAUCUCAAACAUUACGACGUGGAUCCGGCUUCUCUGUCGCCAGAAAGCGUCCAGGCCCAAUAGGAAACGGUUUUCGGUUCGGCUUUUUCUGCGGCGUUUUGAGAGGAUUUUCGUUGUACAUACCAGGGAGCUUUCGUGGUUAUCUUACCUAGCUUCCAACACACCAAAAGUUCACGACAUAUUUCACUCAUCUCCGAUCUACACUGCCAAACUCGACCCCCCACCAUCGAAAUCUAUUUGAAUUUCAUUCUUGUCCCAUUUCAUCAUUUAGCCACGACUUUGCAUGACGAUACCCACUCUUCGUGCUCGUCUGGCACAGCGGUUCCGGACUUUUUCACAUUUCGUUUGGCAUCCCACUUCGUUGCGUUUUCGUCAUGUUGAUUUGCGGAUUAUUUUCUUCGUCCAUCAAAUUUCGAUACUCCGAGGACUUUUGCGUCUUGCGGCGGUCCUGGGAAAGGCUUUAAUAACUAUUCCCUUUUUCGUUAUUUAUUCCGAUAUUUUUCUUGUUUUCUUUGAGCUCGUGGUCUGCCAGGAAAACAACCUGGUGGGCUCCGAGAAAAGCGAUGAAUGGCGAGGCCCAGGAGGCUGAUUUAUCUGGUACCGAGGUUCUAAUACUGGGGCUUUUUCUUGCGCUGCGUAUAACUGGGAAGGCGGAUUCGGGAACAGGGAGUUGAUUUGGGAAGGCGCCGAUAGCAAAAUGGCGGGAUCAAGAGAGGAAAAGAGACAGAGCAGGACCAGAGGCCGGGCCGGGGACUGAAGGGGAGAGGAGAGAAGGGGUGAAAGAAGUCUCGAUGGAUGGAGUAAGAGAGAGAAUUUCCGGAGUGGUGUGCAUACAUAUAGGAAUGGACUCGCCACUUUGUUGCUAUUCAGCUGCUAUUUUGGUGCUGUGGGGUGUUAGGUUAUGACUUCAUGGCAGGAUCCUAAUUGAAAACACAAUACCACUG